AUGAAGAACACGGAGCACAGUAAAAAGUAUUUUGGUAAAGUGAUGUCCGUUUUAGCUCCACCGCGUCCAUCGUCACGCAUUGAAGUAGUGGAAAAUACAAUACACAGCACUGAUUUGGCCAUUCGAUAUAGUACGUCAGUGUACAAUACAAAGCACGGAUAUUUGAAAAAAUCGGCUCUAAUUGUUGCGGAAGUGAGCGGUAACGAUGGAAAUGCUUUCAGCGCACUUGCGGAGCAUCAAAAUAAAACAUUUGUAAGCUUUUUUCAGCUUAAUCCCACCUGUUGUACGUUCACUGAUUAG
Gongylonema pulchrum is the source of this 300-nucleotide messenger RNA. NCBI's taxonomy places the organism in Eukaryota, Metazoa, Nematoda, Chromadorea, Rhabditida, Gongylonematidae. The record is from the annotation of a GenBank genome assembly.